This is a messenger RNA of Lotus japonicus, 3827 nucleotides long. Its product is annotated as protein GAMETE EXPRESSED 2. Lineage: Eukaryota; Viridiplantae; Streptophyta; Magnoliopsida; Fabales; Fabaceae. Gene Ontology annotation, biological process: pollen sperm cell differentiation; actin cytoskeleton organization. The record is from RefSeq and is a predicted model, not a curated record. The transcript is spliced from 17 exons. Gene Ontology annotation, molecular function: actin filament binding. Bases 289 to 3714 code for a protein of 1141 amino acids.
CACCGCUUACUGCCGGUGUCCGGUGAAGAUAUCCACCGCCGGUGACAGACCGAAAUUCUACGACAUGCAACAGAGACUGCAAGUUCUUCAUCAACCUCUCUUCACUCACUUCGAUUCUGCAGUUCAGAUGGUUGGGAAAAGCAUUUCCUACCUUAACGGUUGUAACCGGUUGUGUUUUGUUGGUGUUAUGUUUCACAUGUUUGUAACCGCUUUAAACCGCCACCAACUGCUCCUUCAUGAACUGUUCUUUUCAUUAACUCUGCACUAUGCUAUGAGAUUUUCACAAAAAUGGAGUUCCUAACAACCAGACUCAUUGUCAUUUCACUCUCUGCAUUCUCAUUUUUCCCACUAUCUUGUUCUGAGUAUACAACUUCAGAUAGAUCAAAAUUGCCCAUAUUCGCUUUCAGUUGGUGGGAUGAUAAGGGCACAUUCAAGGCUGGUGAAACAGCAGUUAUUAAGGUCAAAGUGCUUGAAAAUGGUGAUAAGAUUGAUAGAAAUGCUUUUCAGCCUAUACUCACUGUGAAUGGAAAGGAAGGGAAUAGUUCCUAUGUAUCCACGGUGUUCUCGGAUUUCAAAGGAGACUUUGAUGAUUGGAAGAUUUGCUUCGCCCCCAUCAGGGUUGGAUUGUUUAAUGUGCUCAUCAAUGAGGACCGUUAUAAAGUUCUUGAUUCGUCACUGCAUUUCCAAGUCGAGCCAGGGAACAUGUACCCGUCUGUGUGUGUGGCAUCAUGGAAAGGCCUUAAAUAUGAGUUUGAAGCUGGUUCUAAAGCUACAAUUAUGGUGCUCCUCAAAGAUGCAUUUGGGAACAGUAUCUCCAAGACGAAUGACGUGUCCUAUUUACCUGAUUUUAAGUUGUUUGUGUUGAGCGAAAAUGGUUCUGUUACAAGUGAGCCAGAUAUCUCCAACAUGGGGUGGAAUGAGUUUGAUUAUAUAGUCAUUGAGUUUUUUGUGAUGCAAGCUGGAAACUUCUCCUUGCUCAUAGAAGGAGGAAAUCAAACCUUGAAUGGUUCUCCAUUACCAUUAAAAGUGAAUCCAGGAGCUAUAGAUGUCUCUAACUGUAUGGCCAAAUGGAACAUUGAACCACAUGCAUGGCAAUUGGCUUCCAAGAUGGAAAUCUUUAUACAUCAGUUGGAUCAAUAUGGAAAUCUGGUUUCUGGAUUGUACCCAUUUGAUGCUGACAUUGUUGAAAGAGAUACAAACUUGACAAUACCUAUAGCAGAUCUUCUCUUUGAGGAAGUGGAUUCUGGGAUUCAGUUGUUUUCCUUUAGCAAUCUGGAGCCAGGGAACUUCCUGCUAACAAUAUAUGAUAGCAAGCAUAAUAAGAGCAUUUCCAAUAUGCCAUAUGUUUAUACUGUUUUUGUUGGUUAUUGUGAUGGGGUGAAAAGUGUUGUAAAUGGAUCUGGUUUAAAUGAUUCAGUAGCUGGAGUAAGGGCAGAGUUCUCUGUAUAUUUGAAUGACAUCUAUCAAUAUCCUUCCCCAGUGGAAGCAGACAUACUUCAAGUACAAAUCUUAAGAGAAAAUGAUAACUACAGUGUUUCGCCAACCAUAUAUCCUAAGCUAAAUAAAAAUGGGAGCAUAAUAGCUUCAGGAAUGCCAUAUGAUGGUAUAGGUCGCACGGAAGCUGCCCCGUCUCCUUCUAUAUCGUUGAGCAACAAUUCUGGGAGCAGGAGCCCUGUUGUAGCCAGUGCAUUUAAUGUGGAAUACACACCAGAUAAAAGUGGCUUUUUCGAUAUUAAUGUAUAUUGUGGAAACAUAAUACUGAAUGAGGGUCAUGCAUUCAGAAAAGAGGUAAAAGCAGGUGAAGUAAAUAUUUCAUUGUCAAGUGUUGCGAGGUUUUCUUCCAAGGUGCCAAAGCUGUCGAAAAAUGAAAUAGUUGUGCAGCUUAUGGAUUCAUAUCUAAACCCUGUUCUCUCACAACAGUCAAAAUUGAAAUUGGAGAUUGCUUCAAUUAAUAUCUCUAGGUUUUCAACUUGGGACACUGUGGAUAAUAAGGAUGGUUCAUACAGCUGCAGCUAUAUGGCUAAAGAUGUUGGCACUUACGAGAUUUGCCCUUCCUUUGAUGGCAAGCGCUUCUUGGCAUGUCCCCUCAGUAUCAAUGUGUACAGUAGUGAAUAUUUUCCCAAAGCCAACAAUGAUACAGUAUCUAUUUGGGAGGAUGAAUCCAUUGCCAUUGAUGUCUUGGCAAAUGAUUAUUUUGCGGGUGACAAUGCACGUAUAGUUGAAUUUUCAAAAUCAGAUCAUGGCUCACUUAUACAGAAUGGAAGGAUCUUUCGCUACACUCCCUAUGAAGAUUAUUAUGGAAAUGAUUAUUUUUGGUACACAAUAUCUGAUAUAAAUGGAAAUCUUGCUACUGCUUCUGUGCACAUAUCCGUUCUCAAUAUUCCACCUCAGUUUGCUUCUGCUCCAAGCCAACUGCAAGCAACAGAGGACUUAAUAAGCCCUAGAUUUGGUGGUUUUUCUGGGUUUGAAAUCACUUACUCAAAUCCAAAGGAGAGUAUUUCUGUCAAUCUGAGUGCAUUAUCUGGAAGUAUACUUCUGUCUCCCUUGGUGAUGCAAUUUGGACAACCAGUGUGGAAUGAACUUUCAAUUAAUACAGGAAAUGAAACAGCAACCAGUUUACUAUUAGAAGGCACUGUGGAAGAAAUUAAUUUUGCGCUUCAGUCAAUUCAGUACCUGGGAAAUGAGAAUUUUUAUGGUGCAGAUACCAUUAAAGUCUCUGCCAAGAAUAAGAAUGGAAUAAAUUCAUUGGGUGUCCCAAUUUUUGUUGAUCCUAUAAAUGAUCCUCCAUAUAUUAGAGUUCCUUCCUUCAUUAUAUUGAGGAGCAAUGAAGAAGAGACCCAUAUCUUUGAUAAAGAGAAAGACAAGUUUGACUUUUUGAUUGGAGAUUCCGAUCUUCCGACUUUCCCUGUUGGGGAGAGUCACUUUCUUGUGUCAUUCUCUGUGGAAGUAAGUGAUGGAUUAUUAGCAACAAAUCUCCCAGCUCAUUUGAUCAAUACAACUGAACUGAAGCACAUGUAUAAUUGUCAGUGGCAACCUCUUCAGACAUAUGUAACCAUCUCAAAGCACUUUAUGGUCAAAGCUACUGGAAUCAGAUUUCAUGGCACAAUCAAUGACUGCAAUAGUGUUAUGCAGCAAUUGUUCUAUCUUGGAGGUGAGCAUGGAGCUGUUUUAACAUUAACAGUGAAUGACAUGGGAAACUAUGGGUGUUAUCCAGGUUGUGCAGAGGGGAUGUCAAUGCCAUUAUACACUGAGGCUAUGGUUAAUUUAAUGAGAAAGACGCCUAUGAGUUCAUUCCUUGCACAUACCUUAGGAUCAAUCAUCGUCAUUGAAUUUGUCAUCAUUUUCUCUCUUGGAGUGUUACUUCUAUACUUAACCUGCAAAUGCGCAAUUCUGCUCGUACAUGAAAGAAGAAACCGUGAGAAAAGGGCUUCAGAGCUAUCUACUGCACAAAGUUCCCAGACACAAACUUCAAGCAUGAACAAACCUGAGAAUGCUACUUAUUUCACUGGUUGUUGUCCAAGUCCUUCCUUGCUUCGUUUCGGCAUGCAAUCCUCCAACUUUCGCCAACGGUCCCGUCGUCUAUUUCACAUUGGAGAAUCUAGCAAAGCAGUGAAUCAACCUUCUCCUUCAACGAGUGAAAUCCAACAAACACUUAUGUCUACCUCUGCGCCUCUUUCCUUUGACAAAAACCAUAGCUUAAACUCAAAUUUUUAAAUGUGUACUUCUUUUUUCGUGAGUGAAUAGUUAUUGAGCUCUUGUUUAACUGAAAUAAAACUUGACUAAGACAUCAUUAUUUAUACAUAUCAAUCGCAUUUAUUUUUUUAUAA